AUGAAGUAUCCAGCCGAUAAUACAACCACAAGUGUGGAUGACAGUUUCAGUGUAAAGUGGCGUGUAGAUGUAACCGACUUCGGUAAAUCUCAAAGCUAUGCUGUAUAUACCUGGCUGCGUACUAUCUUCGUGCAUGUAAUACCCCUCCUUCUCCUCUGCGUCAUCAACUUCUACCUUAUUAAGUUCAUCAGAAUUGCAAAUGCACGAUGGCGAAUCUCACGAAGGGCGCACAAGACUAAAAAUCACCCACCCGACUUACUGACCGCCGAGCCCCAAGAUCACUUGCAUAGCAAGGAGGAAGGGCUGGUCACAAGUGCUGCAACACUCGCCGCAAAUCGCCGAAAUGAGAGACGCCAAGCAGCACAACGCAAACUCACCGUUCUCCUGGUGGCCAUAGUCGGGCUCUUUCUGGCCGGUCAAAUACCCCAGGCCUUUGCCUAUGUGUCCAAUGCCCAAGUCGUUCUUCGACUCUUUGGGUGGUCGUCGCAGCCUCUCUCGUGCUGUCCACCCUAUCGCCUGUAUCGUGCCAUCACAAAUUGCAUCUGCCUAAUUACCUAUUCCGCAAAUUUCUUUCUCUACGCUUCGCUUAACAGUCAUUUCAAACACCAACUUGGUAAGUGGAUUGGGAAGUGCAAUUUGCGUCGGCAACAGACUCCCCGGCUGCAACCCAUCACCGCGACAGAAAGUGACAAGUAUGAUACGAUAGAAAGAGUUAAACAUCGUUUGCAACUGAAAGAAACUGUAUCCGCUGAUGAAUACCAGGUGAAACGAAGAAGAACCCCUCGGAAGGCAGCCCUCAACUCUGUUAGCAAUGAGGUGCCUGUCACGGACCCAAUUGCUGUUUCUGAUGUCUCUGAUCGUGUGUCUUUCUACUCCCAUUCUGACCAUGUCUGGCGUGUCAGUAUUGCAGUACUGCCUCAAGCUGGUGGUAGACCCGUAGCACUUGCCAACGCCACAAUGGGAAGGUCGGUAACUGCCACCCAAUCCCAUUCAUCAUCACCGCGUGGAUCUGUAAAAGCGCCACGUCAUGCCAUCAGCUUACCAACAAACCAUAUGAGCGUUUCCAGUGACCUCAUUAUUCCAAAUUCUUUUAGUGAGGCACAACCUUCUCACCCAGCCCCUUUGAGAAGAAGUAACCAAUCAGUCUUCAAUUCACAGCCACUGUUGAAACAGGCAAAAGAGGACUUAUCCACUGCCCCCGAUGAAAAGAUCCUCGUUCGUAUGCACAGCCAUUCAAAACACUUUUGGUCCAAAAGACGAAGACAACUGGCUGAGACGAGAAAAUGCGUAAAAUUUAAGAAGACUGGGCAUCCAGUUGAGAGUGAAACAUUUCUGAAUGAGAACCGGUUUCAUUUGAAUGUCACCUCGCAACGAUUUCCGGGCAUAGGUCAUCAGUGCAGAGACAGAAGUAAUCUUCAACUCUCCCUCCCCUCCUACCUUGCUAACAUGUCCUGGUGUCCGCCAUUUAUUGUGGCAAGCCUGCUACGUGCUAAUAGGAGCCUGAAAGACACCAUCAAUCCACAUUUACGCAACACCAUCCCAAUCGCCUACCAGGAAACCCACCUAGAUAAUAUUUUGUAA
Echinococcus granulosus is the source of this 1581-nucleotide messenger RNA. RefSeq lists its product as hypothetical. Lineage: Eukaryota; Metazoa; Platyhelminthes; Cestoda; Cyclophyllidea; Taeniidae. Gene Ontology annotation, cellular component: membrane. The transcript has a single exon. The coding region runs from base 1 to 1581 and encodes 526 amino acids. The record is from RefSeq and is a predicted model, not a curated record.